Messenger RNA from Lachancea nothofagi CBS 11611, 1524 nucleotides. Lineage: Eukaryota; Fungi; Ascomycota; Saccharomycetes; Saccharomycetales; Saccharomycetaceae. The record is from the annotation of a GenBank genome assembly.
AUGUCAGGUACUCCAUUCAAGGCUACAGUCAAUGAGUACUUAGAAGACUUGCCUCCGCAAGUACACUCGCGGCUUUAUACAUCUCCUGCUACAUGUUUAGCGAUAUACAGACUAUUGCCGAAACUGGCGAAGUUCUUUAUAAUGUCAAUGGUAUUCAACGAAUGCGACGUGUCCCUGCGAGACCUGGACCGUUGGGUGACAUCUAGUGGUAAAUUUCAGUUCAAUGAAGCCAUAAAAUCAAUGAAAUCCCUGCAUCUACUAAUUGAAGGGCAUUCCCGGCAACCCUUCAUGAUUAAUCUGAACUCUAUCUUCAGAGCCAGUUUUCGAAACGCACUUACAGGCGGAGAAGUCAACAAUUCAUUUGGUAACGUGGUAGAGGAUCAAAAUGAGACAGUUCAACCAGCCAUGCUCGAUCAAUACGCCGCAAACAAGUGGGAAUCAAUUCUACAUUUCAUGGUAGGUACUUCACUUACUCAGACGCCAUCAAGAAACGUCCUUUCAUUGCUUCAACACAGUAAGCUGAUGGAGGAGAAUUCCUCGGGAGAGUUGCAAAUCACAAACGAAGGAUUUCAAUUCUUGCUUCAGGAUGCCAACGCCCAAAUUUGGGCUUUACUCUUGCAAUACCUUCGGCUUGCCGAAACAUUGCAAAUGGACCCAGUUGACGUGCUGAAUUUCAUCUUCAUGCUAGGAGCUCUAGAAUUAGGAAAGGCAUAUAGUGACACGAAUUUAAGUGAUACACAGAAAAUCAUGCUACAGGAUAUGCGAGAUUACGGUUUAGUCUUCCAAAAGGCUUCGAACACCUCAAAAUUCUACCCGACAAGACUAGCGGCAAUGCUCACAUCGGAUAGCAUGAGCAUACGCUCAGCAUCAAGUGCCAUGAACAGUGUUUUGAGUCAAGGAACAUCUACUAACGCGGCUACUGACGAAACACCUACGGCGGACAUUGAUCCAGAGACGGGACAAGUUGGAACAAUUGCUCAGAACAUUCCAGAUGGAGCAGUCAUCUUGGAAACAAAUUUCAAAAUAUACUCCUACUCAAAUUCACCACUGCAAAUUGCUGUGUUGAGCUUGUUUGUGCACUUAAAGUCAAGGUUUUCAAAUAUGGUAACGGGGCAAAUUACCAGAGAAUCUAUCAGGCGAGCUUUGCUGAACGGCAUUACAGCCGAUCAAAUUAUUGCAUACAUGGAGACUCAUGCUCAUCCACAAAUGAGAAGGCUGGCAGAGCAGACCUUAGAUAAGAAGUUGGAGCUUGAUCCAAACUGCAAAGAGGGUUUGCAGAUUCUCCCACCUACGGUAGUUGACCAAGUAAAGCUUUGGCAACUGGAGCUUGACAGAAUUAUCAGUUACGAUGGCUACCUCUUCACAGAUUUUGAGAACUACCAGGAGUAUAACAUGCUCAGCACUUAUGCGAGUGAUAUUGGAGCAUUGUUGUGGAAAGAUGAGAAGAAAAGAAGAUUUUUUGUUUCGCAAGAAGGAAACGCUCAAGUCAUCGAUUAUGCUAAGCGAAAGCUGAAGAAGAAAUAG